Messenger RNA from Protopolystoma xenopodis, 300 nucleotides. Lineage: Eukaryota; Metazoa; Platyhelminthes; Monogenea; Polystomatidea; Polystomatidae. The record is from the annotation of a GenBank genome assembly.
CUUGCAUAUUCUAUUCUUAAAUUUGCUUCAUUCAACCCGUAUUCUGUCCUUUUGUGCAAAUCAGAGAAAACCUUUGCGGACUCAUCCUUUUAUAGCGACCCGAGCGGAUACUACCCGACGAUUGAAGAGCAAAUGGAAAUGGCCAAAAAGGUGGCAGAAAGCCUUCACGCCCCUGACAACUUCCAGUCACGGGGAGCAAACAUGUUUGAGAAGCAGCGUCUUCGAGCUGACAGGCAUGUUAAAGAGGGCCCCGAACCAACGCCUGAUCCCUACGAAGAGGUGAAUCCCUUGCUUUAUUGA